AUGUCGCCCGCGCCCGCGCCGCCGUCGCGCGUCGUCGACGACGCGCGCGCGCGAAACGUGAACACGGCGAGCGCGUUGGCGUCGAUUUGGAAAAAUCGAUGCGACGCGCUGACGAGAGACUUGGAGCGCGCGAGGGAGACGUUCGAGGAGAUGAAGCGUGAGUUAUGCGUUCACAGAGACGCGUCGGAGCGCGAGCGGGCGGAGAAUGCGACGUUGGAGCGUGAGAUUCAAAAGGCGCGUUUGGACGCGAAGGAAAAUUCAAAAGCGUCCGAGCGUCUCGCGGGCGAGAUUAGAGCGUUAACGUGCGAGCGAGAUAACGUUUUGACGGAAAAGAGAGACGUCGAAGAAGCGUUGGAGCGGGCGAAGAGCGAGGCGUCGGCGUCGGCUUUGAUGAUAGAGAUGGAGCGGGCGGAGACGCUCGAGCUGUUGGAUGGCGAGCGAAGAGCGCGAGCGAGCGCGGAGAAACGACGAGAUAAGUGCGAGAGAGCGAUGAAGGCGAUGCGAGAGGACAUGGAGGCGAGGGAGAGAGAGUUUGCGAACGAGCUCGAGCGCGAGCGCGUCGCACGUGCGCGAUUGGAGGAGGAUAGGGUGGAGCUCGAGGCGGACAGGCGACGAUUUCGAGAUUUUGAACAAAUGUUAGCGGCGGAGAAAAUUAAAGUGGUCGAGGCGCACAGUUCGAACAAAAUGGCACAACAGGCGAUGCAGGAGCGUAUGACGAAGGCUGAGAACGAAUCGGCGGCGAUGCGGAAAAUGAUGGAGUCUCGUUCGACGGAGAUGGCAAACGCGGUUCGACGGCUGAACGAAGAGCUUGCGGUGCAGCACGACGUCGUAGAGCGCGGUAUGAGUGCUCGCGUCGACGCGCUGAGGGAGGCGUUCGAUGAAGAAAUCGUUCGCGUUAGAGAACGCGCGAAUGUCAUGAUCGAGGCGGCGAGAAAGAAGGAGACGGCUGCAAACGAACGAGUGAAGGAAUUGGAGCUCACCGUCUCGCGAGCCGAACAGAUUUCUCGCGACGCGCUCAACAAAUUGAAAUCCGUCUCAGCCGCGACCGUCGAGGCCGAGCGCGAGUGCGAGCAGCUUCGAGCUAGUCUUCAUUCAUUGGGAGAGAUCAACGCCAAGCUCACUCGCCGAAUCAUCGACGGUGAGCCUUUCGUGUUGGACGACGAAGUCGUCGAUCGCUCGGGCGCUCGUGUGCGCUCGCCCGUUUCGGAGAUGAGCGUGAACACGCCGUCUCCGCCGGCACAGCGGGCGCGCAAAACGGGACCGUCCUCGACUGGUUCUGUCCGUUACGCUGCACACGAUAUUCAAAAAAUCCACCGCGAGCUCGAGGCUGAGCUCGCCAAACUCCGCGUGGAGCAUGACGCUAUCGCUCGUGAGAUUGGUGCCUCCGCCGCGGCUGAGGGAGAGAUGCUCGCCCGAGCGCUUCAAGACGCCCAGGAGCGCAUGGAGGCCAAGGCACGUCAGGUGAAACUCCUGAACUCGUCGAAUAGAAACGCUGCGCCGUGA
Molecule: messenger RNA, 1503 nt
Organism: Ostreococcus tauri
Lineage: Eukaryota; Viridiplantae; Chlorophyta; Mamiellophyceae; Mamiellales; Bathycoccaceae
Product: unnamed product
Exons: 1
Coding region: 1-1503 (500 amino acids)
Source: RefSeq, a predicted model, not a curated record